UCCAAGCCUGAAUCGGGGGAUCCUUCAGAAAGCAAGCUUCUCCGUAUCGGGUUGAAAAGAUCUAGUCAGUUCUUCAAUUCGAUCUGCGAUUGGUGUUUCAGGGUUUCAAGAACACAUGGCUUCAAGAACUGUAUCCAAAGACAUCAUCACUCUUCGGGGAUCAGCAGCCAUUGUUAGCGAGUUCUUCGGUAUGCAAUUCGGUUAUUCUCAACCAUUUUCCACUUCUAGGGUUUGUUCUUUCUUCGAAUUUUGCCCAAAUCUUGACUGGGUUUUCUCUGUUAUUGUUGAUCCGUCUCUCAUUUCCAGUUUUGAUUUUGGUUUCUUCUUGGAAUUCCUUUUGGUUAGCAUUUUAUACAAUCGCGGAGUGUAUCCGGAAGAGAGUUUCGCAAAGGUGAAGAAGUAUGGGCUUCCAAUGUUGCUCACUCAAGAUGAAGGUGUCAAAGCCUUCAUUUCCAACUUAACUGCCCAGCUUUCUGAGUGGUUGGAAGCUGGGAAACUACAAAGGACUGUUCUUGUGAUCAUGAGUAAGGCAACUGGUGAGGUGUUGGAGAGGUGGAAUUUCAGCAUUGAGACAGACAGUGAGGUUGUUGAGAAAGGCGUUCCAAGGGAGAAGAGCGACAAAGAAAUCAUGCGCGAAAUUCAGGCCAUCAUGAGACAAAUAGCUUCCAGCAUCACAUAUCUCCCAUGCCUUGAGGAACCAUGUGUGUUCGAUGUGCUGGCCUACACGGAUAUGGACGUUGCAGUGCCGUUCACAUGGGUAGAGAGCGACCCGAAACUCAUAGAAAAUCCACAGAUGGUCAAGUUGCAUUCCUUUGACACCAAGAUACAUAAGGUUGACACUCUGGUGUCUUACAAGAAUGAUGAGUGGGAUGAGGCUUGAAGUGAAAAAAUAACAACAGCCUUUGAGUUUAUGGUCUCAUUUGUUGUUCAUCAUCAAGUCUUGUUUUUGUUUUUCCCUAUUUGUUUCAAAUCAUGUGAAUUAUCAAUUCACAGUUUGCUUGUUUGUACUAUUAAUGUGAGAGGGCCAUUAUCAAUUC
Messenger RNA from Cuscuta campestris, 1037 nucleotides. The record is from the annotation of a GenBank genome assembly. NCBI's taxonomy places the organism in Eukaryota, Viridiplantae, Streptophyta, Magnoliopsida, Solanales, Convolvulaceae.